Messenger RNA from Notechis scutatus (mainland tiger snake), 2649 nucleotides. The record is from RefSeq and is a predicted model, not a curated record. NCBI's taxonomy places the organism in Eukaryota, Metazoa, Chordata, Lepidosauria, Squamata, Elapidae.
CAAAAAUAGGUUUUUCCAAUUUCUGAAAUACAGUUUGCUCUUUGCUUUCAAGUUCAUGGUGAGGUAUAGUGAGGUGACCAAUAAAGAGCCAAUUUGGUGUAGUGGUCAAGGCAUCAGGCUAGAAACUGGAAGACGGUGAGUUCUUUUCUUAAAUGUGUGCCACUGAUGCAUCUUUCUUUUCUUCGAACAGGGAGCCCUUGGCCAAGACAGACAACUACAAGCCAACACAGGAAGAAGGAGGAAGACUGAUGGCAGAAGACAAGAAGCAGAAGCCUGGACAGGUAAAGAUUUCAGCAUUCCUGACUUACCUGAGAACAGCAGGGUCGUUCUUCUGGGUUUAUAUUGUACUGCUGUUUGCCUGCCAGCAAGUUUUCUCAUUCUGCCGUGGCUACUGGCUCAGCCUGUGGGCCAAUGACCCCGUUUCCAAUGGGACACAACCUCAUACCCAGCUCCGCGUGGGCAUCUUUUUUCUCCUAGGAGUCACGCAAGCCAUUGGGAAAUUUGGAUCGGUUGCUGCGGUGUUUUUGGCUGGGGUCGUGGCUUCCCGUAAGCUCUUCCAGCACCUCCUGUUGGAUGUCCUCCAGUCUCCAAUGAUCUUCUUCGAGCAGACUCCCAGCGGUAACCUACUCAACCGUUUCUCCAAGGAGAUGGACGCAAUUGAUUCCAUCAUCCCAGAUAAGCUGAAAUCUUUGCUGGGCUUCCUGUUUAACCUUCUGGAGAUCUACAUUGUGAUUAUGGUGGCCACACCGAUGGUUUUAGUGGCUAUUUUGCCUCUGUCAGCUUUAUACGUUGCUUUUCAGGUCUUUUUUGUCACCACCUCCUGCCAACUGAAACGCUUGGAAGCCGGAAGCCGCUCACCCAUCUACUCCAACAUCUCGGAAACCUUUGAAGGGAGCAGCCUCAUUCGUGCAUUCAGAGCCCAGCAGCGCUUUAUUGUCCAGAAUGAUGUCAAUGUAGAUGAAAACCACAAGGUGUCCUUCCCUUCAGUGGUCGCUGACAGAUGGCUUGCCACUAACAUUGAGAUUCUGGGGAACACCAUUGUUCUCUUUGCAGCUUUACUCGCCGUGGUAUACAAACCCCAUCUCAGUCCUGGCCUGGUGGGCUUUUCCAUCUCCUGGGCUCUUCAGAUCACUGGCGUUUUGAAUUGGAUGGUGCGUGCCUCAGCGGAACUUGAUAACCACAUCAUGUCUGUGGAAAGAGUGAGAGAUUAUUCACAGACCCCCAAAGAGGCUCCGUGGAGUUUGGAGAAUCAUUUCCAAGGUGUCAGUUGGCCCACUGAAGGGGCAAUUGAAUUCAGAGGCUAUAGCUUGCGAUACAGGCCAGAAUUGAGUCUAGCUCUGAAGAAUAUCAACCUAAAGAUCAAACCGCAAGAGAAGGUGGGCAUUGUUGGAAGAACAGGGGCUGGGAAAUCGUCCCUUGCCAUGGGGCUUCUAAGACUUGUGGAAGCUGCUGAUGGAGAGAUUGUGAUCGAUGGAAUCAACAUUGCCCAAAUGGGCCUGCACAACCUGAGAAGCAAGAUUACGAUUGUCCCACAGGACCCAGUCUUGUUUGGGGGUUCUGUGAGAGAGAACCUUGAUCCCUUGAAUCAAUGCUCAGAUGAGGACAUCUGGUCUGCUUUGGAGCAGACCCAACUCAAGACCUUUGUUUCAGAUUUGCCUGGUCAGAUGGCCUAUGAGUGCUCUGAAGGAGGUGGAGAUCUCAGUGUUGGUCAACGGCAACUCAUCUGCCUGGCUCGGGGUUUACUUCAGAAAGCCAAAAUCCUGAUUCUGGAUGAGGCCACUGCAGCUGUGGACCUUGAAACAGACCUGCAGAUUCAGGCUACCAUAAGGAGUCACUUCAAGGGGUGCACAGUUCUGACCAUCGCCCAUCGAUUAAAUGCCAUGAUGGAAUUUGACCGAAUUUUAGUGAUGGAAAAUGGACAAGUGGCCGAAUUCGAUACCCCAGAAGCCCUGACGGUCCAGAAGGGACUAUUCUACAAAAUGGCGGCAGACUCAGGGCUGGUGAGGUGACCGAGUUGGAAGAAGAAACAGACUGCCUGGCUGCUUUGUUUGAAAAAGGACCUUUGCUUAAUUUUCUGGCUGUGAGCAGGGAGAGCUCAAUGCUUGGCUUGGGAAACGACUGAUGCUUUCUCUUGCUGCGCAAGUGAGGAGCAGAUGGAGAACAGAAGCCCGAAUCUCCCCAGCUUAAUUUCAGCAUGAUACUUUGCUGUACCACAGCGCCGAAGCCAGCAUGCAUGAACCAUGAUCCGUGCUGCGAGCUGCACCACACCUGGCUCGAGCAGAUGUUGUCCCUGCCAGCCGAAAACACUGCACAGAUGGUUGCCAGGACGCAUUGCAAUGGCCUGUAUUUUGGUGUGAUCGUGUCAAAGAUGUCGUCCAUUUACUCAUAAUCUCUUUCGCUGCCCCUGCUGCUUUUGUCCCCAGUUUAAAGCAACGCAAUUGCAAGAAAUGGUACGUGCUAAACUGGUAUGCAAAGCCAAUUAUUUGUAUCCUGCUGGAGACUGGUUGAAAUAUCCGAACAUCAGAAUGACAGAGUUGGAAGGGAACCUUGGAGGUCUUCUAGUCCAACCCACUGCUUGAGCAGGAGAGCCUAUACCACUCCAGACAAAUGGAAGUCCAGUGUCUUCUUAAAAAUCUCCAGUGAUGGAAC